Molecule: messenger RNA, 2719 nt
Organism: Saccostrea cuccullata (small rock oyster)
Lineage: Eukaryota; Metazoa; Mollusca; Bivalvia; Ostreida; Ostreidae
Exons: 10
Coding region: 473-2719 (748 amino acids)
Biological process (GO): protein polyubiquitination; proteasome-mediated ubiquitin-dependent protein catabolic process; negative regulation of translation
Molecular function (GO): ubiquitin protein ligase activity; translation repressor activity; zinc ion binding
Source: RefSeq, a predicted model, not a curated record
CCAAAGGUCAAGACCAAAAAGACGCAGGCGUCGAAAAGAGUAUGGCCUAGGCCUAUAUUAAUAUUAUUAUAAGCUUGUAAAGUCACAGUUGAAAGCAGUAUUCUUGGGAGGAACAAGUGUGAAAUAAUUGAUUUCCCAGAAUCCUACUAUCCAAUUGUCUAGAAGAGGAAAGAAUCAUCUCCUUACAGAUUCCCCAGUGUGCACUAUAUCCAACCAUUGUCAGGGAAAGGGAAGCAUCAUCUCCUUACAGAAUGCAGUAACAAGAUGAAUGGAGACUAUACAGUUUUUUCCAGAUACAAGAAAUCAGUGUGGUAAUGAUCGGACUAAUGGUGAACAGUUGGACCCUGCAAAAGAGGGAGAAUUGUAAAGGAUUCAGUACCCAGUGUAAAGAGAGAUCUCCCUGACUGAGGAAAUCCACACGGGACUCUGUUAUAAAACAUUAGGAUAAAGAAAUAGAUGUCUGCUGUAAAUAAUGUAUAGAUUAGUGUACCAGAAAUCUGUCACCGUGUCUGGUGUUAGUCGUGGUGAUCACAUUUCACAUCUCACAUCAGACCGGGUCUGGAUCAGUGAUAGACAAGGCAAUCUUAUACUGACAAACACUAAAGGGGAAGUACUAGAUCACGUGACAGAUAGAGGUAGUGAUGUGGGAGGACACACUGUGGAUUCUUAUGGUGAUCUAAUUUAUAUAGACAGUGAAUUAAACAUCAAUAAACUGUCUACAGAGAACAGAGAAAAGACUACGAUAAUACAGUACAACACGUCACCAUGGAUACCACGGUGUGUCUACAGCUCCCCCUCCACUGGAGACCUGCUGGUCGGGAUGUAUAGAUAUACUGAUACAGGGAGAGAAGGCAAGGUAGUGAGGUAUAACUCCACAGGAGAAAACAUCCAGACCAUACAGCACGACAACAUCACAGGUCAGGGACUGUAUAUACAACCUCUCUACAUCACAGAGAACCGCAAUGGAGAUGUUAUUGUGACUGACUAUCUCCGUGUAGUGGUGACAGAUCGUGACGGUAAUUACCGAUUCUCCUACACAGGUCCUCCAUCAGGAUCACGACUAUUACCAUGUGGAAUCUGUACUGACGCGCUGUCACACAUCCUGGUGUGUGAUUGGAUCACCGAGUCAGUACAGAUGUUAGACAGUGAGGGUCACUAUCUGACAGAGAUACAGACACGACAACACGGGAUAAACGAACCAUGGGGCCUGAGUUACGAUGAUAAAACUCACCUACUGUGGGUAGGGUCAGAGUACAACAACACAGUCAACAUAUACAGAGUGGUAGAUACAGACUCUCUGACUGGAGUCCCUCUGGAGAACAUCAAAUGUAAGAAACAUCCCAGAAUUCCCCUGGACCAGUUCUGUACCCCGUGUGGUGUUCCCUUGUGUGUGGAGUGUACCAGCUCUGAGGAUCACAGCAGACAUGAGCUUAGAAAUAUAGAGACAUUGUUUGACAACAUUCACGAAAUAGAAGAUGGGUAUAAACUUUUGAUGUGCCUUCUUCUUUCCAAUUCUUACAAAAUAAACAUGAAAGACGAAAACUGGAUGACAAAAUAUAAUUCUGUUGCCAAAAGUUUUCGUUUGAAGGAAAUCUCAAAGCCAUUUGCUCAUAAAGGUUUCGAAAAAUAUGAACCAAUCCUGAAACUCAAUGAAUCAGAGAUCAGUUAUUCCAGUGAGCUCUUCAAAAAUAUCAGUUUCCUGAAAUUCUCAAAGAAGUCUGACUUCACUGAAAUUUUCUUGACUGGGGCAGAAAAAGAAAAUGUAGCUGAGUACUGUAGAUCGUGGAAUUAUCGGAGAAGAGAAGACGAGGUUUGCUGUUGGUUACUACCAGAUAAAAAUGAGGAAUUUUUAAAACGUCUUGGAGAAGAUAUUUUCACGCACCCAACAAUGGAGGACCAGUCAUUUCGUGAAGUUGUAUUUAAGAAAGUUGGAAUACCAAUGCAGAUCAUCUUAAGGGGAGAUAAAUCUGUGAAGAAUUUCAUUGAGAAUUUAAAGAAAGGGAAGACAACCAUGUACCAUGCCUCUGGAAUGAUAAUAGGGUGUGCUGGUAGUGGUAAAACAACACUGUUAGAGAGACUGAAGGGCAUUGACCUGGAAGAAAUAAAGAAAAACAUCAGUUCAACGAGAGGAGUUGAUAUCCACACAGAUGUCUUUGAUGUGACAGAUAGCAUCCAAGUGAACUCUUCAAGGCAACAGCAACGCUUUAAAAUUACAUUUGAUGAAACCAAUCAACAAAAAAGCGUUUCUGAACAUGAUGUGGGAGUCACUGAGGAUGUAGAAAUGCCUGAUGAAGUGCAAACAGUCGAUGUUGGGGAGGUUUCUCCGGAAGCACCGAAUCGUGGUCAGCUACCUGCAUCACUCGAUGAUUCUAACAUUCCAUCUACCUCAUCUUAUGAAGGAAAACGAGCCUCGUCACCAGAAAAUGUCAGGGAGGUCAUUGAGGAAGGUCAAACUUUGUCUAGCAGUUCUGAUCUAUCUGGAUCUUUACAGAUAGAAUCCAAAGACUUGUCAGAUGACCAUUCAGAUAAAAAAAUUACCAUGACUGACUUUGCGGGGCAAUGUUCAUAUUAUGCCUCACACCAGAUUUUUCUGAGUCCACGGGCAUUCUUCAUUCUGGUUCUGAAUAUGGAGAAGAAGUUUGAGGAUAAGGUUGGAGAAGAAGUGUGCUGUCAGAAGGGCUCCAUUUAUAAGGAAUGGACAAAUAGAGGUUUGUUGUAA